This is a messenger RNA of Mus caroli (Ryukyu mouse), 5513 nucleotides long. RefSeq names its product KIAA0513 ortholog. Lineage: Eukaryota; Metazoa; Chordata; Mammalia; Rodentia; Muridae. The record is from RefSeq and is a predicted model, not a curated record.
AGGACCCGGCACGGCUGGUCGCGCGCGGUGCAUCGGCGGCAGCUGCAGACCCGACGGCGUCCGCCCCCCUGCCCGGUCCCGCAGGCCGCCGCGGCGAGAGGACCUCGGGCUGCGGUGCUGCGCUCGCGAGGGGUUGUGCGGCGUGGCUGCGCGGGGACCGACGCCACAGGGCCUCUGAGCUGCUAGAGACUUCAGCCGUGGUGGCCAGGCGCUCCCCACACAUUGUACACGCUUGCAGCUUCAGGAAGCUGCUCCUUAGGCUGUGCCCAUCCUGUUUGGCAGCCCAGCUACCAUGGAGGCCCCAGAAGUCCCUGUGGGCUCCCUGAUUGACUUUGAGACUGAACCACCUACCUCCCCUCCUUUGGAAGCAGCACCGUCAACACUCCAGGACCCAGAUGGCUCCCUGGGUGAUGGUGCAUCUGAGAGUGAGACCACCGAGUCCGCAGACAGUGAGAACGACAUGGGCGAGUCACCUUCACACCCAUCCUGGGACCAGGACCGACGCUCUUCCUCCAAUGAGUCCUUCUCCUCCAAUCAGAGUGCUGAUUCCGCCCCAGACGAGGAGACCCUGGCACUUCGAGAGUUUAUGCGCAGCUACGUAGAGAAGAUCUUCUCUGGAGGGGAGGACUUGGACCAGGAAGAGAAAGCCAAGUUUGGGGAGUACUGCAGCGGAGAAGACGGGAAAGGCCGGGAAUGGUUCGCACGCUUUGUGAGCGCACAGCGCUGCAAGUCCAAGUGUGUGUCGGAGCCGACCUUCUACCGCCUGGUGCAGUCCUUCGCGGUGGUGCUGUUUGAAUGCCACCAGAUGGACGACUUUGGGCCUGCCAAGAACCUCAUGACCAUGUGCUUCACUUACUACCAUCUGGGCAAGCCCCAGCUGCCCCCGACAGAGCCCAGGGAGAAGCCAGCGGGCAGCAUCGACUCCUACCUGAAGUCAGCCAACAGCUGGCUGGCAGAGAAGAAGGACAUUGCCGAGCGGCUGCUGAAGAACACAGAGAACAUGAAAGGCUUUUUCGGGGGGCUGGAGACCAAGUUGAAAGGACCGCUGGUCAGGAAAAAUGAGGAAGAUGAGAACAAACCUAAGGACAGACAGACGAAGACUGUGACCAUGAUCAGCCCUGAGGAUGAGCAGAAGGGGGAGAAGGUUUACCUGUACACGCACCUGAGGCAGCAGCCCAUCUGGCACACGCUGAGGUUCUGGAAUGCUGCCUUUUUUGAUGCUGUCCAUUGUGAGAGGCGGAAGCGAUCCCCCACCACCAGGGAGAAAUGGUGCCACAUGACCCAGGAAGAACGGGAUGACAGCCUGCGCUUCAACGAGAACAUCACCUUCGGGCAGCUGGGCACGUUCACCCACAACAUGCUGGCCUUUGGCUUGAACAAGAAGCUAUGCAGCGACUUCCUGAAGAAGCAGGCUGUGAUUGGCAAUCUGGAUGAGGAGCAAUAUAAGCUGCUAAGUGACCACAUCGAGCAAAUGGCCACAGAGUAGGAGAUCAGCACAUGCUCUUCUCCUAGGAUCUGUCACCCCAGUGAUGACCCUGCAUGACACCAGCAGCACCCAGAGCCGCUCCUUGCUGCCCUAGAACUAGCAGUUAAAAAACUCCAGAAGCCUGUCUCCCCUGCCUGUGUCUGCUCUCCCUCUAUGUCUAUGGUGUCCCCUGGGUUACACAGCUAAACGUGAGGGACCAUCUACCCCCACCUAUCCUUGAGCACCAGGCUUGUGAGAUGAGACAGAGGGUGGAGGAAGCCAUGAGGGAUGGUCCCCACGGUUCCUGCCGAGAGCCACAGACAUGUGGUUACGGAGGCGCAGGAGGGGAUCCACACAGCUGCGACGUGAGGACAGAAUCAGUGCUGUGAAUGACAGCCUGCCACUCCCUGCCACAGGACUCCCUGUGAGCUGUACAGAAGGACCAUGGAGCCUUCCUGAAAGGCCUCGGCUGUCUGCUCUUCUCCACCUCCUCAUGGGAUAGGAACUGAAAGAGAACUCAAGGGUUGUCACUUUCCUAGAGGGUGUGAGCGUUCUGCCAGCCACAACCAUGUCUCAGACUCAAGAGCUCCGUCAACAGAAUCUCGGAACUGGCCACCCAACACAGUCUCUCCCUCAAUAGCACAGAAUGUCCUUCAGCUCCCAGGCCGCAGCAACACAUGCAGUGGGACGCAGGAAGCGUGGGGGAGCCUUCUCCUCGGCAGCUCUGGGGGGACAGAACUAAGAACAGCGGUUCAGCCAGAGCACACAGAAUGGAUCUGACUGAGGGAGGAGACCACGGGAAAGCAAGGUUGCCUGGUAGCUCCAGCCCACAGUCCUCUCCUUCUGAAGGACCCACAGCGAUCUGCCUCCUCAGCAUCCAGCGUACUGGCUCCAGAGCUGCUGUUCCCAUCCACGCCAGUGGCCUCGGUCCCUUCUGUGCCAGGCAUUCUGGUCACCGACCUUGAACUAGGCCUGCAGGCUCUCCUGUCAGCCCGCAUCACCUCACCCUUCUCUGUCCCUCAGCCUUCAGUCACAUUUAUUCAUGGUCUGCCUGUGAGCGCAGUGGGUUCUCUCCUGACAGCUGUGAACUCAGCUGGUGUGGGCGAGCCUUUCCUGCGGGAAGAACCUCCCAGGGAUGGCCAAAGGAGAGCAGGAUAGGCAAAGCUGUGGGAUGUACAUUUCCUGGAUGUCGGGGGUGACCGAGACAGUACAUCAAUCCCUGAGCUAUUCAAGCAAAUGCCCCCGAUGGCAUAGUGUGUGCCAACCGGUACACCUGACUCAGCAUUAGGAUCCUAUAACCAUGCCUGUCCCCGCUCUGUGUUUUAGGGAAGUGACAUAAAGUGAGGUCGCCCUUGCUAAGUCCUGCUGUCCUCUCGAGGACCUUCCUCAGCUGUGCAAGCAUGGGGGCCUCUCCUUGCUCCUCCCAGUCCUGCACUGGCAUGAGUUCGGGGGUAGGAGGACAUGACUCCAGGGUGCUGGGAGAUGCACCAGUCUUGCGCAGCAGCCCCUGUGGUCUGGCCUCUGCCUUGCCCUCAUGCAGCCAUGAACCGCCUUAAGGGGAAGAGUGCCAAUGGUCUUCAUGGAGUUCAGAAGUGACUUUGAGACUGUCCCUGCUGACCUUUUGAGAUAGUCACUUAAGGAAGGAUGGCUCUCUCUCAUCUGUCUCUUCUUCCUUAUUGUUGCAGAUCUAGCUCCACAGAGUCAGAAAGUUCUGACCCACAUUAGACCCACGUGCGCUGCUAAGGCCAUGGUAACACUCUGGGACAGGGCAGCCAUUGAUGGGAGCAAAGCUUGCAGGUGCCUGGAGGUGGUCCCACCAUUGCCUGCAGAUGUCUUUCCUCUGUUCACAGUUAGGUUUAGUGAGCAUUUCAUGUCAGGGAGCCUCUGGCCAGUGUCUCUGGGAGGUCACUAAUCUACCCCUGAGGUACCCUCUCUUUCGGUCGUAGCUUUCUCCGAGGGCCCCAACAAGCAAGCAUAAACCGGGCUUGCUGGCCAGCACUCCUUGGCUCCCCUGCCGAGCUCAUGAACCACAGACAGACAGUUCAGAUUACCUGGAUAAUCCCAGGCGGUAUCUCCAGUCUAUGCUGGUAGUGGCCCAGAUCUAUGCAGGCCCAUUAGCACACAUUCAAACCUUCCAGGGCUGUGACCUUCAAAGCUGUGUAAAUCAGUGUCAAGCACAUUAUAGUGUUUGCCCUCACAGGAAAAAAAAAAAGUCCCCUGUUCUGACAGCAGGCCAGUGGUGGGCUGUCACUCUGCUGUGAUCAGCUCUGUUAGGUUAUUGUGGGUUUUAGAGGCCGAGCACGGCGACCUCCAGGCCACCUCUGCAGAGUGACUAGCCACAGGCAGAGCUGCAUUGUGGUAUAUACACUGAGAGAUCUGCCUUGUUCACCUGCCAGACUGGGAUUUUCCUCUCAUCUAAGACACAAAGAGACUGAGGAGCUCAGCGUCUCAGGAGGACUGGAGGACAAGCUCCAUCUGCAGAGGAAGGAGGUCUUCCUAGCUGAGCCUACUGUACAUCUGCAGUCCCUCACUCAGGAGAUGGAAGCAGGAGGAUCAAGAGUUCAAGGUCAUCCUUGGUUACAUAGGGGGUUCAAAGCCAGCCUGGGCCCAAUGAAACCUGGUCUCAAGAAAACCAAACCAAACCAAUUAAAUAUAAUCCUAAGAAUACAGGGUGGGCUUAGAGCCAGUGUCUCCGCUUGAGAUGGAAUGGCAUUCCCAGCCUGCCUUGUCACUCCUCACCUGAGAGGAAGCAGUGGGUGGUCUGACUCUGCAGCUCAGAGAUACAGGAGGCUUCAGGGACAGUGCCCUACUCUAGAAACACCUGCCACUCUAGAUAGUUAGUGUGAGGGAUCCAGGCUUGUGUGAGGGGAAGAAUGUGGAAAGCUGAGGUCUAAUUGUGGUGACAUUAGCCGUCCCAGGCCACAAGCCAUACCCAGCCUUGACCUUCCUGGGUCACUCUGACCAGUUUGUUUUUCCAUUAGGGAGGGAAGGUCUGGGCCUGCUUAGCAAGAACCGCUUUAUUCCGGUUCCCAUACCACAUUCAGCCGGCCAGGAGAUGAGCACUAGAGGAAAGCAGUAGGAAGGGACUCUAGGAGGUGGCACUGGCUCCACAGCCUCUGGGAAGUGACAGAGAUGCUUCAGCUCCAGGUUCCUGCCCCUGCUGCUCCCACCUUCCAAGCCAGUUGCUUCCAAGCCUGCUCACUCAUCUCAGCUCCAGCCGCACAGCCACAGCCUCAGGUCUGUUUAGCUUGGGAAGCCACAAGUGGAUGCCUGUGUUCAUGGGCCUCCCCUGGGAGUUAGUGAUUUGGGAGACCAGCCUCACUGCAGACUCCAGGCUCUGACAGGUAGUGGCCUGGGCCCAGCUGCAAGCCAUGCUCCCCUGAGCUAUAACCCCAGAGACUCUGCACUUUAUCUAGAAAGGAUCCCCUCCCUAUGGAUUGCCUUGGUUUUGACCCUGAGCUAAGGCUGGCCCUAUUCCAUCCUUCCUAGAUGAUGGGUGUGUUAAUGGGAGGAAGGAAAGAGAGCCUGCCUGGGGAAGGUUGGCUUACAGCCACCCUUGCAAGAAGUGCUGGUAUAGGGUCAGCUGGGGAGAAGAGCCCUGGUCGGUGGCCUUGGAUUGUCACUUCUUUCAGGAUAAAGAUCCCUUGGGGUGGGGGGGGAGUUGGACGUUUGACUGCUAGGAGAUCCUAGAGGCUCAGACAGCAGGCAUGUAUGCCCAUGAGGAAUAUGUGAGGACCUGGACCGCUGGCUGCCUCAGCGUACCUGUAGAGCUAUCUGUAGAGACUCUACCUGCAGUCUGCUCUCUCUUGGGGUUCCACACCCAUUUCUUGCCAGCAGCUCCCAGUGAUGCUGUGUUUUGUAUGUUAGUUACACAACUUGGUGUCCUGCCAGGUCAUAUUCUAAAAUUAAGGCUGAGAAAGGUGUGAGGUCGAAGAUCUCAGGCAGCGCUGUUUCCUGUGAAGAAAAAAAAAAAGUGUAUAUACCCAUAGAUAUAGUACUUUGUCUUGUCAGGAGGUGGAAACCGAAAUAAAUUAUCUUUUAAAAAGAA